AAAAAUAACACUAGAUGAGCAUAGGCCCCUGAAUAAAUAUAAAAGCAUAGCUUCAUUUCAUACUAUGUUUUUUCUGGCGAUGUUCCAAAAUUAUGUUGAAUAGCUUUGGGCCUUGUGUGGUAUAGCGAAUGAGUAAAAAGGAUACAGAGCGUAAACACUAAAUAAAGGUUUGUUACUCUCUUGAAACCAAUGAGUUCAAAAUAUAAUAGAGAUUGCAGCCUCUGUUUACUUCUAGUAUUCUACAUGUUUCAAGCUCGAUAUUGCUAUGAAAUUUACAACAUAACUUCAUCCCAAUCAUUAUCUCAAGGACAAACUCUAGUCUCACCCAGCCAAGUUUUUGAGUUAGGCUUCUUUAGUCCUAAUAAUUCAGCAAAUCAAUAUGUGGGAAUUUGGUACAAGGGAAUUUCUCCUCGUACCAAAAGUCUUGUAUGGGUGGCUAACAGAGAAAAUCCUGUUAGGCUUGCAGAUGCAGCUACCAUAAGUCUCAUGAUUGGCAGAAAUGGAAAUCUAGAGCUUGUUGAUGCAAACAACAACAAAAACAACUCUGUAAUCUGGUCAACCGAUGUUCAUGUUCGAUCAAGUAGUUCGAUUCUAGUACUUUUAGACACUGGUAACUUGGUUCUCAGUGAUGGUGUAUCAGGAGAGAACCUAUGGCAGAGUUUUAAUCAUCCUGCAGAUACAUACUUACCCGGUUCGGUACUCGGAUUUAAUGUGAUAACCGGAAAGAGUUAUAUGUUGACUUCCUGGAAAAGUGACAAUGAUCCGUCACCUGGGAGUUUCACUGUUGGAAUCUCUAAACAAUCACCACCACAACUUUUCAUUUGGGUCAAUGGAUCAAAGCCUCGCUGGAGAAGCGGACCAUGGGAUAGAUCAAAAUUCAUAGGUAUACCAGAAUCAGAUACUUCAUAUCAAAGUUCAAUGAAUCUCCAUCAAGAAGUUUAUGAAGGAACAACCUUUCUGCAUUUCAACUUGUACAACAAAUCCUUUGUCCCAAAAGUUUUUGUUUCUUCGAAAGGAUACGUAACAACUUUGGUAAAAUUCAAGGGCGAUGACUUUUGGAAAACUGAUUGGGAAGUACCAAGAAAUCAAUGUGACAUAUAUGGGACCUGUGGACCUUUUGGCGUAUGCAAAACAGCAAGAUCUCCCAUUUGCAGCUGUUUACAAGGGUAUGUACCAAAAUCAGAUCAAGAGUGGAGGAAUGGAAAUUGGACUGGAGGGUGCAAAAGGAAUACUGAAUUGCAUUGUGAUAAAAACACUAGUAGAAAUGCUAUUAUAGAGGGAGGAAAGAAUGAUGAGUUUCUCAAGAUUAGCUUACUGAAACUUCCAGAUUUACAUGAAUAUGUGAUCACUGAUGAUUAUAAAGGUUGCUAUACACGGUGCCUGAAUAAUUGUUCUUGCUUAGCUUACGCAUUUGUAAAUGGAAUAGGUUGUUUGGUCUGGUGGGAUGACCUUGUUGACAUUCAAAAGCUUUCCUUUGGUGGAUUUGAUCUGUUUCUUCGUGUUGCUCACACGGAGCUAGUCAGAGGAACUAGAAUUAAAAAUAUUAUCAUCAGCAUUACUGCUAUUUUCGGAAGUGCUCUCCUCCUUGCAUCAGUUUUCGCCAUACACCGACAAAGAGCAAACAUGAAGAGUUGCUCCGUGAGCGGAUGCUUCAAACAUUUAUGGAAGGUUAAAAGCAUAAAAGUUUUUGAUUUCAAUGAUAAUGGUAACAGUCCUAUGCAUACUUGUAGUGACAAGCCAUACGAUGAUUCGCUUGAAGCCGAGCUUCAUAUUUUCAAUUUAGAUAGUAUUUUGACUGCUACGAACCACUUCAGUAUGACAAACAAACUUGGGGAGGGAGGGUUUGGUUCUGUUUACAAGGGAAAACUACAAGAUGGAAAGGAAAUAGCCGUCAAAAGACUAUCUAGAAGCUCAGGACAAGGCAUUGAAGAGCUUAAGAAUGAGGCUAUUUUAAUCUGCAAACUCCAGCACAGAAAUCUAGUCAAGCUCUUGGGUUGUUGCAUUCAAAAAGAAGAGAAAUUACUCGUUUAUGAGUUCAUGCCCAAUAGAAGCUUGGAUAAUUUUAUCUUCGAUCCAACAAAAAGUGCACAGCUGAAUUGGCCUUCACGCUUCAACAUUAUUCAUGGGGUUUCUAGAGGCCUUUUGUAUCUCCAUCAUGACUCCAAUUUGAGGGUAAUACAUCGAGAUUUGAAGGUCAGUAAUAUUCUCUUGGAUCAGAAUAUGAACCCGAAAAUAUCAGAUUUUGGAUUGGCAAGAAUUUUUGAAGGAACAUUGGAUCGAGUAAACACUCAUAGGGUUGUUGGUACAUUAGGCUACAUGUCACCAGAAUAUGCCAUGGCUGGUAUAUUUUCCGAGAAGUCUGAUGUAUUUAGCUUUGGUGUUAUGCUACUGGAGAUAGUGAAUGGGAGGAAGAACACUAGCUUCCAUUACUACGAGCAACAAUCAAGCCUUAUUGCUUAUGCAUGGGAAUUGUGGAGUGAGAGCAGGGGAUUAGAGUUGGUUGAUGGUGCAUUAGUAGGGAUAUUUGAUGCAUCAGAAGCAAUAAGGUGCAUACAUGUUGGUCUUUUAUGCGUACAAGAUCACGCUGAAGAUAGGCCAACCAUGGUUGAUGUGGUUUUCAUGCUGACCAAUGAAACCGAUCGUCCUCAACCCAAGCAACCUAUCUUUACUUUCCAACGAGAACGUCAACCCCAAAACAUAACUAAAUGCUCACUGAAUGAAGCCACUCUGUCAUUACUUCAAGGCCGAUAAUAAACUGGAUACUAUUAUAUUUAUUUUAAUCAAAAUACACAACUUAAACAGAGGUCUUUAGACUCAAUAGUUUUGUCAUUCCUUUUUAAUUUAUAUAAAUAUAAAUUUAAAUUCAAGUACC
Messenger RNA from Cannabis sativa, 2872 nucleotides. Its product is annotated as G-type lectin S-receptor-like serine/threonine-protein kinase At1g61370. NCBI's taxonomy places the organism in Eukaryota, Viridiplantae, Streptophyta, Magnoliopsida, Rosales, Cannabaceae. Gene Ontology annotation, molecular function: ATP binding; protein serine/threonine kinase activity. The coding region runs from base 190 to 2751 and encodes 853 amino acids. The transcript is spliced from 7 exons. The record is from RefSeq and is a predicted model, not a curated record. Gene Ontology annotation, biological process: recognition of pollen; protein phosphorylation.